AGUUAUGGAGAGGAAGAAUGAAAGACUCUGGGGUUUGCUUAAAGAGUGUUUUGACUCAGGACUUAUAACCAUGUAUCAGAUGACAAAGGGUUUUGGAAGGGUAGCUGAAUCUCUUGAUGAUUUGGCUCUGGACGUACCUGAUGCUGAGAAACAAUAUCUGCAUUACAUUGAACGAGCAAGAGAAUCCGGAUGGUUAGACUCGUCAUUUUGUUUUAGCAAAUCAACACAAGCUGCAAGUGAGAAUGGCUCCUCGCCCGUUCGUGCAAUUUGGCUAGACUCCAUGAUGCACUUGCUGACAGAUAAAUACAACCAGCUGACGCGUGGAACCUACUUCUUUCUACACUAUACUUCCAUUUCUACUCUUACUAUUAUUCCAAAUCAAAGCAUACGCAAAAGGAAUUCAUGUGAUUAAAUGGACGACGAUGAUACAUCUACAGAACGUGGGUUUGUAUCAUGGACAGUUUUAUACUGAGUUUUUUUAUAUGUUUUCAGAAUGGAGGUCGGAUGCGCAUAAUUGACAAUUUUAUAUGGAGGGUUUCCUAGAUUUUUUCUCUUAGUUCUUUUGGCAGGUAGUGUAGUCUAGUUUUGAUUUUUACCAGAAAGUUUUGAGACGUGUAACACUCAUCCUAAAUUGCACUUUAUUCAAUGUAUUAAAGCAUCUUGUAAUGACGUUAAGCAGCCUCUGGAAGAUAUGUAUUGUAUGUGUUGUUACCUUUCAGGAACAUUCACUUAUUUCA
Rubroshorea leprosula is the source of this 737-nucleotide messenger RNA. The record is from the annotation of a GenBank genome assembly. Lineage: Eukaryota; Viridiplantae; Streptophyta; Magnoliopsida; Malvales; Dipterocarpaceae.